UGCAAUGAAUCCCGUACCGAGCCGCGAGUUCCUGGAGGUUCAUCCGCUGCACCAACAUCAGCCGCACUGCAAGCAGCAAUGCUUUGUGUUCACGGAGAUAGCGGACAUCGAGCUGCCCGCGGAGAUUACCAAAUUCGGAGGUGGAACUGAGAAGAUCCGGUGCUCCAACGGGGGCAUUCCCACCUACAGUUCCAAGAAGGACUCCUGCAGCGAGUCCUCGGGCGAAAGACCGGAGCGAUCUCGGGGGCGGAAGAUUCUGCUGGGCGUGGGUGUGGUGCUCCUGUGCAUCGCCAUGGCCGGGGGCAUUCCACUGGCCCUCCAGCUGCGCUCCUCGUCGCUCCUGGAGGCUCGUCUGGCCUUCAUCCGCCGCCUGCUGACCGAGUCGCCGCUGAUCGAGGGCUCCUGGAAGCCACCGAGCACCAUGAGCCUGAACAGCAGCAAUCUGUUCGAGGUGCGACAGAACCACAUCGGAGCUGUGCUCUGGCCCAUUGCCGUGCCGUGUGGAGCCCAGUAUCUGGAUGCAGUGCAGCUCACUCUGGAGGGGAUCGACAGGGCCAAGCGCAUUACCGCCGCCACGAACUUGAUGCACAUUGUGGAGUCGGCGGACGAGAUGGAGCAGACCCACCUGCAGGGUGAGGUGGCUGUCCUCAUGGGGAUCAGUGGUGGCCAUGCCCUGGGCACCAGCACGGCCGUCUUGCGCUCCAUCUACCUGCUGGGAGCUCGGUUCGUGUCCAUCACGAGCCUGGAGUGCACCACUCCUUGGGCGGCGGCGGCCAUCCGAAGACCCGAUUAUCUCGUCGAGGAGAACAUGACGAAUUCGUUCAACGAAUUCGGGCAGACAAUGGUCUUUGAGAUGAAUCGAUUGGGAAUGCUGGUGGAGAUAUCGAUGCUCAGCGAGGCUGCCAUGUUGGCCGUCUUGAAAACGGCCAAGGCUCCAGUGCUGCUUACAAACGCCACACCGCUUUCCAUGUGCAAUAGUAGCAGCACAGCUUCCAUUCCCGAUCAUGUUCUCAGCCUGUUGCCCGAGAACGGUGGCGUUAUAUUGCUCAACCUGGAGCGCUGUGGAGAUCGAACACUGGGCGUUCGGGAGGCCAUUACUGCCAUAAACUAUGUGCGUAAGGUGGCCGGUGUGGAUCACAUUGGACUAGGUGGAGCUCCGAAAAGCUAUGCCCUCCUGCUGGCCGAACUGGCUCGGGACAGGGUGUGGGGUAAUGCAGCCAUUAAGAAGCUGGUCGGAGGCAAUGUGAUGAGGAUUCUGCGGGAAAUCGAGACCCUCAAGAACCGAUUGCCCUUGUACGAGGAAUGGAUUCCGCACGAGUCCAUCGAAAGCAAUUCCUAUUGCCGCUAUCCGGAGUCUUAGAUCAGCUCCUUCAAUUGGCUCAAUCGAUUGUUCUAAAAUAAUUACUAAAAUAUUUAAUUAAACUAUUAAAGUACAAUUGACUUCUUGUUGCAUUUAGAAACCAGAAAUAGGUGUUAAGUGCAAGUAGUGAUAAUAUUAA
Molecule: messenger RNA, 1499 nt
Organism: Drosophila gunungcola (fruit fly)
Lineage: Eukaryota; Metazoa; Arthropoda; Insecta; Diptera; Drosophilidae
Product: dipeptidase 2
Exons: 3
Coding region: 5-1360 (451 amino acids)
Biological process (GO): proteolysis
Molecular function (GO): metallodipeptidase activity
Source: RefSeq, a predicted model, not a curated record